UUUUAAUUUCUCAGAGAAAGCGCAAAACCCUACAGUGUCAAAACCCACACAGACCACGAAUGCCCAUUUCCGCUUGUUAAGCUUGAAGAGCAUUACACAAAAAUGGUUGCACCAUUGCUAGCAGGCCUUGCUGUUGCAGCCGCCGCUUAUGCUGGUAAAUAUAGUGUUCAAGCUUGGCAGGCAUUCAAGGCAAGACCACCAAGACCUAGAAUGCGCAAAUUUUAUGAUGGUGGUUUUCAACCUACUAUGACUAGGAGGGAGGCAGCUCUAAUACUUGGAAUCCGAGAAAGUGUUGCAGCAGAGAAGGUUAAGGAAGCACAUAGGAGGGUGAUGGUAGCCAAUCACCCAGAUGCUGGUGGUAGUCAUUACCUUGCAUCUAAAAUUAAUGAAGCAAAGGAUGUGAUGCUUGGAAAAACCAAGGGUGGGAGCUCUGCAUUUUAAUGGCGCAAACUGUUCCCAUAUAUAAGCAAGGCAAUUCUGCAAAAGUUUUAGUGAGUUUUUAGAGCCAUACAUGCUCCAAUUAGACAGUGUCACCUCCCUUUUUCCCAUUAGUCUUGGUGCAACAGUAGGUGAUCAAGAUAUUUAGAGCAUAAAUUGGUCAUUGUUUACUUGAUUCUUUAUAACCCUCUAGUUUCACAAUAUUUGGAAGAAAAAAAAAAAUUAAUUCAUUUUGGUGACUAUGAGGUGUGGAUGUCCAAGAGAGUAGGAGGAUUAUGUUGAUGGCAAUAAUUAUGCAAUCCUCUCCUAAUAUUUGGGUCAUAGGCUCAUCUUUUGUUAUGGUCAGAAGUUUUGUACACCGGAUGUUGAAACUGCCCUUCUCCAAUGAUUGCUAGAGUAUCUGUUCGGUCCU
Corylus avellana is the source of this 850-nucleotide messenger RNA. Its product is annotated as mitochondrial import inner membrane translocase subunit TIM14-2. Lineage: Eukaryota; Viridiplantae; Streptophyta; Magnoliopsida; Fagales; Betulaceae. The record is from RefSeq and is a predicted model, not a curated record. Gene Ontology annotation, biological process: protein import into mitochondrial matrix. Gene Ontology annotation, molecular function: ATPase activator activity. Gene Ontology annotation, cellular component: PAM complex, Tim23 associated import motor.